AUUCGCCCACCAAAACCUCUGAUUUUAAUCCUCUUUCCGUGUUUCAUUUGAUUGUGCUCUUUUCUUUUCCCUUCAAGGUCCACUCUCUCGUGUCAGUACAGUAUUCGGUCUCCGCGGAUCUAUCAAAGAACGACACCCGUUUUCCGGAUCAGGUAUCUCGCCUGCAGACCGCCGCGUCAUAUCGAGCUCCACCCCCAGUCUACGACGUUAUAUCAUUACUGUCUCUUCAUGAUACCAUUUACUUUAGACGUGUGAGAACUGCUCUGGAUAUUUAAUUUUUUUUCUUCUUCUUUUUUUUUUUUUUGAUUUGCCCCGCUCUUCCUCCUGUCGGGAGCAAACCUAUCAUAGACGUCCCGUUUGGAAACAGCAUGGCUUUUCUCGCCGAGAUUAAGAAGAUACACCGUCACAAUGUACAGACGUUGAGGAAGCAGCCCCUGUCUGAAAUAUCGGGCGCCCUGGGCGACCUGGGAACGCUGCUUCCGAUCAUGAUAGCUCUGACGCUGUCCGAGUCGAUAUCGCUGUCGAGCACGCUCGUCUUCACGGGCCUGGCAAACAUCCUCACGGGAUGUGUGUUCGGCAUACCGCUCCCCGUGCAGCCGAUGAAGGCCAUCGCCGCCGUCGCGAUAGCGCGGGACUUCACGACGCGGGAGACCAUGGCCGCCGGUCUCGCGGUGGCGGCCAUCGUCCUCGCUUUGAGCGUCACGGGCUUGCUCAACUGGUUCUCGAGGGCGAUACCCAUCCCAGUGGUGAAGGGCAUCCAGGUCGGCGCCGGCCUGUCGCUCGUCCUGUCGGCCGGAUCGGCGCUGCUGCAGCCUCUGGGCUGGACGAGCCCAAGCUGGGCGGACAACCGUCCGUGGGCGCUUCUGGCCUUCUUGCUUCUCCUCGCCACGGCGUCGACGGACGGCCCGCGCUUCCGCAUCCCGUACGCCCUUCUCGUCGUCGUGCUCGGCCUGGUCCUCGCCAGCGCCGUCGCAGCCAGCCAGCACGGCCACGCGGCCACCGGCCCGUCCAUCUGGCGUCCGAACCUCUUCGUCCCGCACGCGCGCGACUUCUGGACCACCUUGUCCGCCUCGCUGGGCCAGCUGCCGCUGACCACGCUGAACUCCAUCGUCGCCGUGACCCACCUCUCGGCCGAGUUGCUGCCCGAGCUGCCGGAGCCUUCGGCCGCCGCCAUCGGCGUCUCCGUCGCCGGUAUGAACCUCCUGAGCUGCUGGUUCGGCUCCAUGCCCGCCUGUCACGGGUCUGGCGGCCUGGCGGCGCAGUACCGCUUCGGCGCGCGCUCGGGCGCCUCCGUCGUCAUUCUGGGCUGUGUCAAGCUCGCGCUGGGCCUCUUCGUCGGCGAGGCGCUGGUCGACCUGCUUCGCGAGUUUCCAAAGAGCCUCCUUGGCGUCAUGGUCAUCGCCGCAGGUGUCGAGCUCGCAAAGGUCGGCGAGAGCCUGAACUCCGGAGCGCGCGACCUGUGGGAGGAGAGUUCGGAAGAGGAAGGGCGGAAGCACAGGUCGCCCAGCGAAGACGAGAGAAGGGCGAGAUGGAGCGUAAUGCUGGUGACUGUGGCGGGCUUGCUUGCGUUCCGGAACGACGCCGUCGGAUUUUUGGCCGGCAUGUUGUGGCAUUGGGGUCUACAUGCACCUGACUACUUGUCAAAGUGGCGUACGAGCCGGUCAUGGAUGACAGUCUAUCGACGGACUUAUCACGAAGACGAACGCGUGUUACGAGAUGACGAUGCUUGAGACGGAGGGGAUUGCAAACAAACACCGGUUUGAAACCGACAGUCUUAAUUUUUUGCAAAAGUAGCAUUCCAUUCCGUUGGCCUAGUCAUUAGAUGGUCCGCCUUUUCGGCGGGAAGAAGUCUAUGUACAGAGAUGGAUUUCAAGAGGUAUAUUCAAUCACCUCAUGUCCGUCAUGGACCAUUGAAAUAAUCAAAGUAUUCUUGCUGGGUCGAUUUUGAUUUGGUCUCUGAAAUAAAAUCGACCUCAGCUGCUUACCAAGUUACACACUUGAGCUUCGUAGAAAGAAUAUGAUACGGGUCGCGUUUCACAAAGACGUGUGUUUACACAUUGAGCAAAGGAUACAAAAAAAGGUCUGAGAAGUUUUGACUAAGAAAUGGU
Molecule: messenger RNA, 2108 nt
Organism: Verruconis gallopava
Lineage: Eukaryota; Fungi; Ascomycota; Dothideomycetes; Venturiales; Sympoventuriaceae
Exons: 1
Coding region: 369-1730 (453 amino acids)
Biological process (GO): molybdate ion transport
Molecular function (GO): molybdate ion transmembrane transporter activity
Source: RefSeq, a predicted model, not a curated record